Manihot esculenta (cassava) is the source of this 2749-nucleotide messenger RNA. RefSeq names its product SPX domain-containing membrane protein At4g22990. The record is from RefSeq and is a predicted model, not a curated record. The coding region runs from base 411 to 2510 and encodes 699 amino acids. Gene Ontology annotation, biological process: transmembrane phosphate ion transport from cytosol to vacuole. Gene Ontology annotation, cellular component: plant-type vacuole membrane. Gene Ontology annotation, molecular function: transmembrane transporter activity. NCBI's taxonomy places the organism in Eukaryota, Viridiplantae, Streptophyta, Magnoliopsida, Malpighiales, Euphorbiaceae. The transcript is spliced from 11 exons.
AGCCAUUUGCGCAAAAGGAGGUGACAAGGCUCACGAGAGCUAGAAAGCAAUCUGACCAGAGCCAGCGCAAGAGACAGGACAGCAAACAGAGAGCCAUAUAGAUCUUCUCUCUCUUAGGAAUAAAAAAACAGGGAUUUAAUUGUAUCGAAAGAUUGCCACCUCUCAAUAGCUAAUCGAAUCCCUUGGUUUCUGCCUUUUUCCUCAAUUGCCAUAUAUUCAUAUCCAAUAAUUCCCAUUCUGUCCCGCAUAUCCAAUCAUUGGAUUUUGGAAUAUAAAGAUCCGUUUCUCUCUCUGGCGCAAUACGAGGGAAGGAAGAUCCUUUUCUUGCUUUUUGCUCUGAAGGUGUUCGUUGAUGGUCAUCUAAGCUCGUUUCUGUGCAGAACUCUCGGUUUCAAUAAUUUCACCAGAAGAUGGUUGCCUUUGGGAAAAAGUUGAAGGAACGACAAAUUCAAGAAUGGCAAGGAUAUUACAUUAACUAUAAGUUGAUGAAGAAGAAAGUGAGACAAUAUGCUCAACAAAUUGAAGUUGGAACACUAGAUCGCAGACACGUUCUCAAGGAUUUCUCAAGGAUGCUAGACAAUCAGAUUGAGAAGAUUGUCCUUUUUCUCUUGGAACAACAAGGGCUACUUGCAAGUAGGAUUGCCAAACUUAAUGAACAGCAGGAGGCUUUAGAGCAACAGCCAGAUAUAGCUCAGAUAACCCAAUUACGAGAAGCCUAUAGAGAGGCAGGACAAGAUUUGUUAAAGCUUCUCUUUUUUGUUGAGAUAAAUGCUAUUGGUCUGCGUAAGAUACUGAAGAAGUUUGAUAAACGCUUUGGAUAUAGAUUCACUGAUUACUAUGUCAAAACCCGUGCUAAUCAUCCUUAUUCCCUUCUGCAGCAAGUGUUUAAGCAUGUGGGUUUAGGAGCUGUUAUUGGAGCCAUAUCUCGCAAUCUUCAUGAACUUCAGGAACAUCAGGGAAGCUACUUAUCCAUCUAUGAUCAGCCUGCUCUUCCCUUUCAGGAUCCUGUUGUUGAUUCAUUGAAAGCAGCCGUAGACAGGCUCAGUCACUCAACAAACUUCCUUAACUUUUUGGCACAACAUGCACUCAUCAUGCAAGAAGAGCUACCUACUACUACUGAGGAACGUGCUGAUGAUCAAAAAUACCAUUUUAUGUCACUUACCUUGAACUUAGUGAACACAUUUCUUUAUAUGGUCAACACAUAUAUAAUUGUGCCCACAGCAGAUGACUACUCAACAAUGCUUGGAGCUCCAGCAACAGUUUGUGGUGUUGUGAUUGGGGCAAUGGCUGUUGCACAGGUGUUUUCUUCUGUGUAUUUUAGUGCUUGGUCAAAUAAAUCGUAUUUCAGACCUCUAGUAUUCAGCAGUGUUGUUCUUCUUGUGGGAAAUGUUAUGUAUGCAAUGGCACUUGAUUGUCGGUCAAUAACACUUCUUUUAGUUGGCCGUCUAUUCUGCGGAUUUGGUUCUGCUAGAGCUGUUAAUCGGCGUUACAUCAGUGAUUGUGUGCCACUUAGAAUUCGCAUGCAAGCAUCAGCAGGUUUUGUUAGUGCUAGUGCUCUUGGAAUGGCUUGCGGUCCCGCUCUUGCUGGCUUGCUUCAAACUAAUUUUAAAAUUUACAAGUUUACAUUCAACCAAGUCACUUUGCCUGGCUGGGUUAUGGCAGUGGGUUGGCUUAUAUAUCUCAUACUGUUAUGGAUCACUUUUAGAGAACCAUCUCAUGAGACUGAAGAUAACAAUGUAUCACAGGAUAAUGCUGUGACAGGACCAGGGGAAAAUGAUGUGCUUGAGAGGGGUCUUAAACAACCAUUACUGUUGAGUUCCGAAGGCAAGCAAGAGGAUGAAAAUGGUGAUGGAGAAUGUGAUGAGAGUGAAGAAGCUCCUGAAGAAUCUCGACGACCUGCCACUUCAAUUGUUUCAGCAUACAGGCUACUCACGCCUUCUGUAAAGGUUCAGUUGUUGAUCUAUUUCAUGCUAAAAUAUGCCAUGGAGAUUUUACUCUCCGAAUCUAGCGUCAUUACCACCUAUUACUUUGGUUGGUCAACAAGCACAGUGGCAAUUUUUCUUGCAUGUCUAGGUCUAACGGUUCUGCCAGUAAAUAUUAUUGUUGGAAGCUACAUAAGCAACAUGUUUGAAGACAGGCAAAUUUUAUUGGCAUCAGAAAUUAUGGUUUGCCUAGGAGUACUCUUGAGCUUCAAAUUUGUAAAUGCAUACACUGUUCCACAAUAUGUCUGCUCAGGAUUAAUCAUGUUUGUAUCUGCCGAAGUACUUGAAGGCGUGAAUUUGUCUCUGUUAUCUCGAGUGAUGUCAUCCAGGCUUUCCCGUGGAACCUACAAUGGUGGACUACUCUCAACUGAAGCCGGGACGAUAGCUCGUGUAAUUGCUGAUGCCACAAUAACCCUGGCUGGGUACUUAGGCCAGAGUAGGCUCCUGAAUGCCACCCUUAUUCCUUCGCUCUUCAUUUCUGUAGCCUCCAUCAUUGCCACCUGUUUCACCUACAAUUCACUCUAUUGAUUCGUAAGUGUACAAAUUGUCAUUUGAUUAGUGUAGUAUUUUUCAUUUUUUUGUUAAUAUUUUCUUGUAUCAAUAUUCCAAUAUUGUAAGAUACAAGUUCAUUCAUUGUCCUAUUCGAUUGGAAUUUAGUACAGUUUAAGGCUUCUGCUGUGGAGGAUUUUAAUUUUUCAAUUUCCUGGAAUCUCUUGGAAUUUCCGAGUUUCUACCAGAAAUAAUAAGGGAGUUGGACUUUUAUUUUA